UAGUCUAAUUGAGCAGGUCGUCGAAUCCAGCACGAAAGAUUCAGAAAUCGCCCAACAUGCCGUCCGUCAAGAACCCCAACGGCCCAUCCAAGAACCGCCUCGCCGCGCGGGCAAACACGCUCCGGGCAAAACGGCAGAAGUCCUCGGCGGCGGGCAAGAAGAGCAAAAUCCUCAAGGCAGACCAGACGCGCGGUGCAAGAGAGGGACUCCUGCCCAACAGCGGACCGAACGCCGCUAUCAGCGCUAAGAAGCAGCGAAAGCUUGACAAGAAGCUGGGGUAUGCGCUGAAGCGCAAGAUGCAGGCAGAUGGAGAGGUCGAGAUGAAGGGUAUGUAACCUUGGAGGGACGGAGUGGAAUAAGAAGAUUGGAGAACACUGAUUGUCUUCUUUCGACAGAUGUGCCGGAGACGACCAAGAAGACGGACGGCAAGAGCAAGAAAGCUGAGGACGAAAUGGAUGUCGAGACGGACAUGAUCUCAUGAACGGGGCAAAGGAGCAUCCGGCAUGCAAUGAGCGCACGAACUGAACUUCAAUUGCUUCGUCAGAGCAGAGCUUGAUAUUCACACAUAUCCAAUGGGGUCAAAAUGG
Molecule: messenger RNA, 587 nt
Organism: Pseudomassariella vexata
Lineage: Eukaryota; Fungi; Ascomycota; Sordariomycetes; Amphisphaeriales; Pseudomassariaceae
Exons: 1
Coding region: 57-335 (92 amino acids)
Source: RefSeq, a predicted model, not a curated record